Molecule: messenger RNA, 1663 nt
Organism: Pygocentrus nattereri (red-bellied piranha)
Lineage: Eukaryota; Metazoa; Chordata; Actinopteri; Characiformes; Serrasalmidae
Product: 2-epi-5-epi-valiolone synthase-like
Exons: 6
Coding region: 1-1353 (450 amino acids)
Biological process (GO): antibiotic biosynthetic process
Molecular function (GO): 3-dehydroquinate synthase activity
Source: RefSeq, a predicted model, not a curated record
AUGUCCUUCACAGAGGAGCCCAAGCUUACCAUCAGUAACUCAACCGCCACUGAAUACUGUUUAAUCAAAGUUAAAGACACAUGGAGUCGACAAAUUGGACACUGUGAACAUGAACAUGGAGAGGGACACCGGUCAGACGCCAAAAUCUAUGAAUCCUCUACUGGACGUUGUGUUACCUGGACAGUGGUCAGUCCGGUCAUCUUCACCUACAGAAUUGUGGAGUGUGAGAACCUUCUGGAUGUAAAUAAUGACACUUUACUCUUUGGACACAUAGCUGACCCUCAAGAGGUUCAGUCCCUCAAGCGAAGUACCAAACUACUGAGGAGGUUUGUGGUCAUUGAUGAAACUGUUAAUUACCUCUAUGGAGCCCAGGUGGUUCAGUACUUUGAAUCAUGGAAAGUGGUGUAUAAAAUCCUCCCUCUGCCCACCACGGAGGAGAACAAGAACAUGACGCUCGUCACCACCAUCCUGGAGGAAGUCCACAGGUUUGGCAUUGACAGGCGCUCAGAGCCGAUCAUUGCAAUUGGUGGAGGUGUGUGUUUAGACAUUGUUGGACUGGCCGCCUCACUGUACCGCAGGAGGACCCCCUACAUCCGUGUCCCCACCACCCUACUGUCAUACAUUGAUGCCAGCGUUGGGGCUAAAACUGGGGUAAACUUCUGCAGCUGUAAAAAUAAGCUGGGCUCUUAUACGCCCCCUACGGCCACGUUCUUGGACAGGAGCUUCAUAAGGAACCUCCCACGCCGACAUAUUUCAAAUGGAAUGGCCGAAAUGUUAAAGAUGGCUCUGAUGAAGCAUAAAGGUUUGUUUGAGCUUUUAGAGAUGGAGGGGCGGAGUUUACUGGACUCCAUCUUCCAGUCUUAUAAUGUCACUGAAGGGAGUGGCUAUACAGAUGCCGCCUCGUUGGCCACCAAGGUUGCCAUAGUGACCAUGCUGGAGGAACUGGCCCCAAACCUGUGGGAGGACGACCUGGACCGUCUGGUGGACUUUGGCCAUCUAAUCAGCCCUGAGCUGGAAAUGACGGUGCUGCCAGAACUGCUGCAUGGAGAAGCAGUGAACAUAGACAUGGCCUUCAUGCUGUACGUGGCUCGAGAGCGAGGCUUUUUAACAGAAGAAGACGUGCAACGCAUCAUUUCCUGUAUGAAAUGUCUGGAGCUUCCUGUCUGGCACCAGCAGUGCUCUCUGGAUUUAGUGCAGAAAUCUCUCAGUGAACGCCUCAAACACUCCGGCGGGAAGAUGAGGAUGCCUCUGCCUACAGGACUAGGUAAAGCAGAAAUCUUCAAUGACAUGGAUAGCGCCACCUUGUGCCAAGCAUUCAAGAAGUGGUGUGAAGAGCUUGGCACUGGACAUUAAGACCACUGUCUGAAACUUUAAAAAUAAAUAAAUAGAUGCAUUAAUGAAUUUCUGCAGAAUGGAUCUGGUUCAUUUGAACUGAAUCUUUUUAAUAAACUAGACAAAAUGAUUUGCAAGUUCAACUGAAUCAAAUGAUUUUAGAGAAUCUAGGCAAUGAGAACACCACAAUUGUGUAUGAGGAACAUCAUCCCAUGAAGGAGAUAAAUACAAUUAAACUUGACUUGUGAAUCAAUGAAUCAACUGAAAUUUGAUUCACUAAAAACAAACUGUUUGUAAGAAUCCAACCAGUAAACGUUCUGUAGUAUCUGUA